AUGUUCUCCAGAGAUGACUUUACAUUACAAGAGCUUCUUCCACGGAUCCUACACGAACGCAAGCAAUUUGUAGAUAUCACCGAGAAGGGGCUCAUUGAGGAAAUAGUUCUGCUCAAUUCAUCCAAGACUGUUAGCGAAACUCAUAACCAAAUUGCACAAGGUAAUGCAAUCACUCCGGAAAUUCCCAAUGCAACGGAAGAAGAAGUCAUGCAAGAGAAGUUCAACAUUCAAAAGCUAGAUCUAACCAAGAAUAUAAACAAUGCACUAAAUGAAACCUCGCUAUCGCUUGAUUUUGUCUCGUUGCUUGUUGCAUCAGUCAAGCCCAAUAUUGCCAAAAACACGAUGUCACCGCAUUUGCAAAAAUUAGUCAAGCCAUACUCCUUAAACUCUGACAAGCUAGCUAAUGAAGAAAAAGAGACUUUGCAAAAAGAUGUUGCCAAGUCUACAAAGAUAGGUCUCGGUUGGAAAACUGAAGCAACGAGCAAAAUCACAGAGUUGUUCAGGCAGUCAAGUGAAAAUUUAACGACACAGGUGAAGAAGGAACACAAGUACUGGAACAUGAUCAGCUUGGUGUGGUCGAAUGGCGAGGCGCUAUUUCGUAUGAGGGAUCCGUCAAACAAUGCCAGAGCCAUUGGGGUCAAGUACGGGUAUGGAGAUUCCGGCUCAGAUUUCCAAGAUAAAGGGUUGGCAUUGUUUCGCAAGAAUGUCCAAACUGGUGAAGUUUCUUUCCAUCCACUUUCUACUGUUGGUAACAAACUCGUUGCCAAAACCUAUCGCUAUAUUCGGGUGCGAGUCUUGAGCAAAAUUGAAGACUCCGAUUACAUGGUCACGGGACAAUCAAUCUUUGACCACAAGUAUAAGAAAUCACCUCAUGAUAUCAUCAAUGAUAUAGAAAUGGCGAGGUUUUUUCUCUUUGAGGAAGACUUGUUUUAUCAGCUUAGUAGGGAAGCGGCGAUCUUGCUCAGCUAUAGUGUGUCUGUAACGACAAACAAAGUUUCGAUUGAAACUGGAAACGAAAUUAUCGAAAUUGAAAGUGUGCCUUAUGAUAAUGACGAAGAAGGAUUGGAAAAUAGUUACCAGAAUGUUAGCUCUAUUUCAUCCAUCAACAAUGAAAAAUGUCAAUUGAUUUUGAUAUAUAUGAAAUUGAUGCUUUGUUGCUUUUACAAGUACAACUUGAAGUUAAAACAAAAAGUGCCAACUGCUUUAACAAAAUGGAAACAAAACAAUUCCCAUCCGUUGGUCUUGCGUCCUCUCUUGGGUAAUAUUUACCACAACAAGUACUUGAGUGAAGUGAAUGAGGUCAUAAUCAACUUGGCUCAAAAGUAUACCUUGAAUAACGAAAUCAAGCUUGACAAGUAUGCUGAUUCAAAUGGUAAACUGUCCAAUCCUUUCAAGAGAUCAAUCGAGAUUCCAAAUUCAACAUUCACUUGGACGGUACAGAAUGAAAGCGGCAAUGUGCUAAAUAUAUCGAUAAACGUAACAAGCAACGAGGUGUUUGUCGAUUUGGUCACGAAACUAGCUGUAACGAAAUUCGAUUCCAUUGAAAAUUACAAGAGCAAUAUGGAUGGUGUGAAUGUUUUACAAAACGACUACUACGACGUCGGUGACUUGAAUGAAUCGCUUGAGUGGUUGAUCCGCGACUUUUAA
Molecule: messenger RNA, 1647 nt
Organism: Lodderomyces theae
Lineage: Eukaryota; Fungi; Ascomycota; Pichiomycetes; Serinales; Debaryomycetaceae
Gene: MED17
Product: Med17p
Exons: 1
Coding region: 1-1647 (548 amino acids)
Biological process (GO): regulation of transcription by RNA polymerase II
Cellular component (GO): core mediator complex; mediator complex
Molecular function (GO): transcription coregulator activity
Source: RefSeq, a predicted model, not a curated record